Necator americanus (New World hookworm) is the source of this 354-nucleotide messenger RNA. RefSeq lists its product as uncharacterized. The coding region runs from base 1 to 354 and encodes 117 amino acids. The record is from RefSeq and is a predicted model, not a curated record. The transcript has a single exon. Lineage: Eukaryota; Metazoa; Nematoda; Chromadorea; Rhabditida; Ancylostomatidae.
AUGUCUGGAGGUGUGCAGUCACAUUCGGAUGAGGGCAGCCUUAGUAGCAUUCGCAUCCGUCAGGGAAGUUACGGACCGAUAGCUCCGUGGCCAUUUGUUAGACGCGACAGUUCCUUCAGCGCCUCUGGUUAUGCAGAGGAAACGUGGGCAGACACCACUGUCAUGCAUAAGAAGCUGCUUACUAUUGACAGAGCCCUUGAGAAAUGUGUUUUGAAGUUUAACCUACGCACACGUGUCUUCGCAGCUCUGACUUAUGAGAAGUGUCCCAUCUUCGCAACUCAGCGGAAUAUAUGUAUAUCGAGAGCUAAGCAGAGAUGUGCCGGUCACAUUUUGAAGAGACGAGAGAUGGACUAA